This is a messenger RNA of Homalodisca vitripennis (glassy-winged sharpshooter), 1618 nucleotides long. RefSeq names its product probable medium-chain specific acyl-CoA dehydrogenase, mitochondrial (gene Mcad). The transcript has 11 exons. Gene Ontology annotation, molecular function: flavin adenine dinucleotide binding; medium-chain fatty acyl-CoA dehydrogenase activity. Lineage: Eukaryota; Metazoa; Arthropoda; Insecta; Hemiptera; Cicadellidae. The coding region runs from base 309 to 1604 and encodes 431 amino acids. The record is from RefSeq and is a predicted model, not a curated record. Gene Ontology annotation, cellular component: mitochondrion. Gene Ontology annotation, biological process: fatty acid beta-oxidation; medium-chain fatty acid catabolic process.
GUCAUUCAUCAUGGCCUUGUAGCGUAAUCGUUUUGUAAGUGGUGGGUGAUUGUGACUCUGCAGAUUAGGGAAGUGAAGUUAUAUUUUCGACGUCAAUUCAUAUCUGUGGUUCUUCGGUCAAAGUUUAAGAAAUCGUAGUUCUAUUUCAAUCGUAGUCUGUAAUAUAAAAAGGCGUACUCUUUUGAGUGUUCAGUAUUAAGUUUGUAUCGUCAUAGAUCUGUUCAACGAUUAUUUACGUAUACCUAAGCUAGAUUUAUUUUCAGAAAUUCGUGAUUGAAAUCUAUUGAAACCCAUUCUAGAGUGAAACCAUGAGUAAAAUCAAACAAGUAUUCCAAGCUGCCAUUCGAAAUGGAGUGCUACCAGGGGCAGGGACCCGAACGUUUGCCAGUGCAGAGCAUGCACUUGCAGGUGCAGCCAGUGGGGAUCACAGCCAUGCUGGAGGCAUGACGUUUGAAUUAAAUGAAACUCAGAAGGAAUUCCAGGAGUUAGCACGCAAAUUUGCCCAAGAAGAAAUUAUUCCAGUAGCAGCUGAACAUGACAAGACUGGAAAAUUUCCUUGGGAUAUUGUAAAGAAAGCACACGCCUUAGGUCUUAUGAAUGGACAUAUUCCUCCACACUGUGGAGGUCUAGGGAUGGGAGUAUUUGAUGUGAGUUUAGUGACUGAGGAGAUUGCGUGGGGUUGCAGUGGUAUGAUGGCUGCCCUUACUAUUACAAACGUCGCCCAAACACCAGUAUUAGUUGCUGGCAGUGAAGCUCAACAAAAGAAAUACCUUGGCCGCCUCAUAGAGGAGCCUUUACUGGCUGCAUAUUGUGUAACUGAACCAGGAGCAGGGUCUGAUGUGAAUGGAGUCAAAACUAGAGCUGUCAAGAAAGGAGAUGAGUACAUUGUCAAUGGACAGAAAAUGUGGAUCACCAAUGGUGGAGUUGCCAACUGGUACUUUCUGCUGGCUCGCACUGACCCAGAUCCCAAGUGCCCGGCGAGCAAGGCGUUCACCGGCUUCAUUGUGGACCGUGAAACUCCUGGCGUUACUCCUGGCAGGAAGGAAAUUAACAUGGGUCAGCGAGCCUCUGACACCAGAGGAAUAACUUUUGAAGAUGUCCGAAUUCCCAAAGAAAAUGUUCUAGGAGCUGAAGGCCAAGGCUUCAAGAUUGCCAUGGCAACAUUUGACAAAACCCGGCCACCAGUGGCAGCUGGGGCUGUAGGCUUGGCCCAGAGAGCGUUGGACGAGGCCCUCAAGUAUUCCCUGGAGAGGAAAGCGUUUGGUAUUCCCAUCGCAGGACAUCAGGCUGUUGCGUUCAUGUUGGCUGACAUGGCUGUGGGUGUGGAGACCGCACGCAUGGCAUGGUGGCGCAGUGCCUGGGAGACAGACCAGGGUCGUCGCAACACCUACUUCGCCUCCAUUGCCAAGUGUUUGGCAGCUGAUGUGGCGAACAAAUGCGCCACAGAUGCUGUUCAGAUUUUUGGAGGCAAUGGUUUCAACAGUGAGUACCCAGUAGAAAAAUUGAUGCGGGAUGCCAAAAUCUACCAGAUCUACGAGGGAACUGCUCAGAUUCAGCGCUUGAUUAUUUCCCGUGCUUUGUUGGAUCAGGCAAAAGGAAAAUAAAGAAAAGAAUUAUA